CGAAGAAGAAGCAGAAGCGGAUGUGUUACUCGGAGCUUUUUCACAGUCGCACAGUUUGCUUUUAAGAGGACCAGCCGUUAGUGUCAAAGCUGAAAACGGGGUGUUUUGAGCUUUUAAAGUCCACUCGAAUCUGAUUUAGAGGUCGUAUUUGAGCACAGAUAUGCGCUCCAAUCCAACGAGCUGAGGUUCAAAUUUGGCUUUUUUAAAAAUGGAGGCGCGCUUCGGGAGAGAAUUGACGUCUGCGGUGGAAGUCGCUCUCCGAGCGGCCGUGUCCGUGUUUAGGGAUGUGUGGACCGAAGAGGCGCAAAACUCGGACUGGGGUGAAGGAAAGUUAGAUGAAAUCCAGGAGAUAGAGAAGUUUCUGGUUGUCCAGAUUCAGAAGGUGUUCUCGGAGUUGUGGGAGGAAAACGAGGCUCUGCGGGCCAAAGUGGAGCAGCUGGAGGAUGUGCUGCAGAGGAAAGCCGGGCGGCUGGAGCAGGAGCUGGAGGCCAGAGUGGGUCAGCUGGGCAGAGACAUGGAGCUGCUGGAGAAGGAGCUGAAGACCAUCAGCGAGUGCCCCAAUAAGACCCAACAAGAAGGCUCUGAGCAUCUCCAGGAACAUCUGGAGGACGAGUCAGCAACGGGUGGAUCGGCGCCGGCAGUCUCGACUAGUGUGACGGCCCCAGAAUAUGACCAGAAUGACCUCACCCUGACCUCAGAAAGCUCAGAGGUCAUUCCCUCUUCCCCGGAUCAGUCUGUGACCAUCUCAGCUCCUGCGGCAGCUCAGAUGGUGCUUGUCGGCACCCUUCCCUCCCCCGUCCUGCUGGUGGAAGCUGAUGAAGUCGUCGCCCAGACUUUGACGUCUACGUCGGUGGUAUCAGAAACAACAGCGUUGGAGCUGAAACCUGAAUCCCCUCCAGAGUAUAUGCCUGAGGACGCCACCAGUCCUGACUCCAGUGCUGUCAGUGGUCUCGACUCUGCACAAGAAAAGAUCCCACAGAAACCUUUUGAGGAGGAAACCUCUGGAAGAACAAGGCGCCCAAGAAGGACGGCUGAUAAAACUGAUGAAGGAGAGAAGAUGCUGUUCCAGCCAGACAAAGUGCAGGGGAGAAGCCUCAGGAGAACCGCCUCACAGGCAGGAAAGCGAUUCUUCUGCGAACACUGUGACACCGGUUUUCACUGGAAAGGUGACCUGAAGAAACACAUGAAGGUCCAUAAAAGGCCUUUUCCCUGUGAGCAGUGCAGCAAAAGUUUCCCAGAGCAGGAGGCUCUUGAGAGUCACCUUUUGAGUCACGAGUCAACCAAGACCCCGCUGCCAUUCCCCUGUCCUCAGUGUAAGAGGUCCUACAGGAAAGAGGAGUCCCUUCAGAAUCACCUCAAACGCCACCAGACAGCCAAACCCCCGAAGCCGUUUCCCUGCAAUCAGUGCAACAAAUCAUUCAGAGCUCAGCAGUCUCUGGAAAACCACCUCCUGCGUCACGAGAAGUGGAAGCUGGUGUUAAAGUGCCAGCUUUGUGAGAAAACCUGCAAGACGGCGGUUCAGCUGAGAUCCCACAUGGCCGUGCACUCGGAGGAACGGCCGUUCAGUUGUGCAACGUGCGGAAAGGAGUUCAAGAGCAAAGACACCCUGCGCUUCCACCAGAUGGUCCACACAAACGCCAAAAAAUACAAAUGCACCAUGUGUGAAGAGUCUUUUAAAUAUGCCCACUCACUGACUGUACACAAGAGGAAGCACACCGGUGACAGUCCGUUCGUGUGCGACGUGUGCAACAGGUCCUACAGAACCGGCACCGCUCUGAAAAGACACAAGGUGAUCCACACUGGGGAGAAGCCUUUCACCUGCCACAUUUGUGGAGCGAGAUUCAACCUCAAUAACAACCUGAAGAGGCAUCUGCGCAUCCAUACAGGCGAGAAGCCGUUCACCUGCAAGGACUGCGGCAAAAGCUUCUCCGACAACAACCAGCUCAAGUCCCACAUGCUCAUCCACGGCGCCAGGAAGCCCUUCAUGUGCGACCUCUGCGGGAAGACCUUCCUCUUCAACUGCAGGCUGCAGAUGCAUCAGAGGUACGUCCACGCCGACAACUCCCACGGAUCGGAUGGCGUUUUCCAGAAUCGGCGGCACAAAUCGCUGGUCAAACCUUUCAGCUGCAAAACGUGCCUGAAGGGUUUCAGCGCAGCGUGCUCCCUCAAGCUCCACGAAAAGGGCCACAGCGAGCACAAGGAGUUUAACUGCAGCAUCUGUGGGAAGGCCUUUCACAACAAGUACUCCUUUAGCUACCACCAGCGCAGCCACUCUGGGGACAAGCCAUUCGUGUGUGACAUUUGCGGAAAGAGUUUCUUCCACAGCGCCAGCCUGAAGCAGCACGAGCGGAUCCACACUGGCGAAAAGCCCUACAAGUGCGACCAGUGCGGCAAGGAGUUCAGGACGGAUGGAAACUUCUACAGGCACAUGAGAAUCCACACCGGGGUGAAACCGUUCGAAUGCAGCUACUGCCAGAAGAAGUUUCACCAGUCCAAUCAGCUCAAAUCACACCUGCAGGUUCACACCGGCCAGAAGCUCUACUCCUGUCAGCAGUGUGGGCGGGGCUUCUCCGAUUCAAGGCAACUCAAGAAGCACAGCUGUGACGGGCUGUAGGGACUAACUGGGUUCAACAACAACAGGCACUGGAUUCAUGGGAUUAAAAGCUUGAAAAGCAGAUGUGCUGUCAGGCAGGAUGUUAAUCUGUCAGUCGUUUCAUAAAAACAACUGUUGAUUUGAGUUGUAGUUUCAUAAUGCAAAUGUUGAUUCCAUUUAGCAUAUCUGGCCUUUUCUCUAAAGUUAAUAUGUAAGGGUUUAAUCACAAAUUAUCAAUUAAAAUAAGUCUAGCUACAGGCAUCAUGGAGUGGGAUUUUAAGCAGUUUUGUUUGAAGAAACUGUUAAAAACGUCAUUGUUACCCAGAUCUCUGUAUGGAUUUAGAGCUUUUUAAAACUUUCUUUUCCUGGAAGAUUUCACUGUGAAGUGGAUGUUGUUUAAACUGUAAUUUAUUUUCCUACUUCAUCAGUAGCUAAAAUUAAUUGUAUAAAGAAAGUUAUUUUUGCAGAAGAGAAAUUGAAGCUUUAAAUAAUUUAAUUUGUUGUUACAUGACCGUAAAUAUAUUUCUUCUCGGUGCUUUGCCAUUAAACAGUUCAAAUGGAAA
Messenger RNA from Girardinichthys multiradiatus, 3156 nucleotides. Its product is annotated as oocyte zinc finger protein XlCOF6-like. NCBI's taxonomy places the organism in Eukaryota, Metazoa, Chordata, Actinopteri, Cyprinodontiformes, Goodeidae. Bases 209 to 2614 code for a protein of 801 amino acids. Gene Ontology annotation, molecular function: DNA-binding transcription activator activity, RNA polymerase II-specific; RNA polymerase II cis-regulatory region sequence-specific DNA binding. Gene Ontology annotation, biological process: regulation of transcription by RNA polymerase II. Gene Ontology annotation, cellular component: nucleus. The transcript has 4 exons. The record is from RefSeq and is a predicted model, not a curated record.